Toxoplasma gondii ME49 is the source of this 3373-nucleotide messenger RNA. Its product is annotated as GDA1/CD39 (nucleoside phosphatase) family protein. Gene Ontology annotation, biological process: nucleoside diphosphate catabolic process. The transcript has a single exon. Gene Ontology annotation, cellular component: membrane. The record is from RefSeq and is a predicted model, not a curated record. The coding region runs from base 592 to 2526 and encodes 644 amino acids. Gene Ontology annotation, molecular function: nucleoside diphosphate phosphatase activity. Lineage: Eukaryota; Apicomplexa; Conoidasida; Eucoccidiorida; Sarcocystidae.
ACUAAGUAUGGUUUGAGAGGGUGUGUAGCAGAGACAAGUCUGCUGUGCUCUGUGUAGUUCUUCCUGGUUUGGCUAGACUGAAAGAAGUUGUUUCUGCUACCUGUGGCGAACUCGGCCUCUCAGUAUGACGGUGCGUGUGUGCGUGCAGCGCACUCUACAUCUGGUGGUGUUUGCAUGUGUUAUCGCCAGCCAGUGAGGAACACGCGACGUAGGAUACCUUGUUCCCGUAGAGUCACACGUGCACUCCCAUAUUUGAUGACCAAGCUGUAAAUCGAUGUGUCGGUUAAGCACCGGCUGUGCAGCACAAAAUUUCAGAUCCCUUGUCUGCCUGUCCAUCUAAUACCCAUUCUGCUACUUCAGAUUGCUACUUCAAAUACUUGGUUCCCCGGCAAAUCUUCAGAGAAACCGGUGUGCCACCUCCCGUUGCAUGCAAGGCGUUCACCACCCUGUGUAUGACUGAACCACGCGUAUGUGCGAGGAUGAAAAUCCGUGCGUUCCAUUCCGCCGUUUUAUUCUUGCCUUAUCCGUGCUAACACACGUGUGUAACUCCGUCCAAGCAAUCACACUACAUGUCGUGAAUGAUACGCCAUCAUGGGGAUGCCGGUGCCGGCUCUUUUCCACGCCGCACUGGCUGCAGGUACUUUAACUGCCACGGCGCGGCUAACAUUUCCGUACGUAUCGCAAGCAGAACCAGUGGUUAGUUUGACGGCAGCAGAACACAAACCAGGACCCUUCUUUCCGCUAUCGAAUACGACAGAAGCAGCAGCACAAUCAGUAGGAGGCAUGAAUAUAUUGAGGGAUUUGAGGAAAAGCGAGAGUUUGUGUACGCUUGCCGAUCAAGCUGUUGUAGUCGUGGAUGGGGGCAGUACAGGAACUCGCACAGAAGUCUUCGCAAUCACUACUGAGUCCUGCCCUGGUAAAGGGCGCGUAGUAUUACCACAGAAGCUCCGAUUUCUCGGUAACGGACGCAGGGUAAUGGGAUUCAGGCAGUUAUUGGAAACGUGGUUGGACGCACAUGCAGCUGGCUGGGAGGCGAAGCCAGAUGCGUCUGUAACAAUGACAAAGUACGUGCCAGAACUCCAGAUGAGAACCGCUCAGCUUGUUACGAAAUUGAAGAGUGACGUCGCCGACUUCUUGAACACGCACCUUUCGGAACUUGAGGCCCGAAGUGCGAAGCAACUGGGAGUUCCAGUUUUCGUCCACAGUACUGCAGGAAUUCGGGAUUUCCGCGACUGGUAUGUUGACGGACUAUUUUUGCUUCUUCGUUCUGCACUAAACCAGCCGUUUAGCGUGGAUGGCUACGUGUUUUUCACGAAUCCGGAGCUGGCGAGACCAAUCACCGGCGAAGAAGAGGGAGUGUUCGCCUUUUUGACUUUGAAUUUCCUGGCCAAGCGCUUAUCGUUUUUUCUAAGGCCUGAUGUGAAUCGUCAAAUGCAAGGACUGGCCGGCCUUGUGGAGGUGGGGGGGGCAUCUCUGCAGGUUAUUUUGCCGAUAGACAAGUCGCAGGUCCUUCCAUCGUUCGUGAAAACUGCCAGUCUGAAGGGAAAUGGAGGUCGUUUGGAGCAAUUGCCUCUCGGAAGGAAGCUCGUGUCAGUAUCAUUUAUGCAGCUUGGCACCACCAGUUCAGCAGGACUUCUGCUCAAAGGUAUCUGUCGGCAACAGAAAUUCCUGAAAAACGGGAUAUGCCACAAUCCUUGCAUGCCGCAGGGCUACGAACAGACGUGCUCUGCGGGGCCGCCGACGUUCUCCUCUGAUGGGAAUGUUCAUGUCGAUACUCAGCUGCGAAGGAAUCGCCUUAUUCCAGCGGCGACUUACUGCUCCUCUGCCAAUCCCGCAGUAUCGUUGAGGCUUUUGAACAUAUUCGGGUGUGCAGCCAUUGGCAUGAAUCCUUUUUCGACCUUGGAAGACCGGAUAGCCGUCGAAGGCUGUACGCAAAUUGUGGGAACGGGGGAUUUCAAAACGUGCUUCGAUCAAGUCGACAUGAUUCUUUUAAACCCUCCCAUCCCACUUCCAGCAAAUUUAGAGGCAUCCUCGACAGGAUUCGACACAUUAGGUCAGGUUUUCAGGCUCGUUUCGACAGAUGCACCCGUGUUCAUUGCAGGGGUCGCCAUUCUGGACGGCAUUCGUACGCUUCAGAGGAUUGGAUUCCUGGGAGACUUUCGCGGAGAGACAGAUUUACUUGAAGAGGCUGCAGGGAGAUUUUGCAAAUUGCCAGUCAAAAACAUCCCGGGGAAGGGGCUUGUGUUUGACUUACGCGAUCAGGAGGUUCUGGUAACACCGUUCACCAUAACGUUUUGCCAAGAACUGGCGAUGUCGGUAGGGUUGUUAAAGCAUUUGCAGUCAGGAUUUCAUGUGCCUAGUGCGAUAAUUUUCACCAAUGAGAUAGACGACGCCGAGGGUAAGGUGCAGGGACAAAUCGGCUGGCCAUUGGGUGCUGUUCUAUACAGGGCUCUGUCACAAAAACAGUGGUCGCGGGACAUGUAUGAGUUGGGUCCUAAGGUAAAUUUUCUAGUAGCAACGCCAUGAACAUGGCUAAUAUCCGAAGCCGCGAGGCAGUCGAGUAAAUUUACAGUGCCGUUUCUUCGAGAGGUCGAGAUCAUCCUGUUGAUUGCCGUUGUCGCAGGGGAGCUGAAUACAGUGACAGUGUGACAGCAUCGGUGGCUACCUUAGAAGCAGUGAUGAGUCUUCGUGAUUUUUGUCGAAUCGUGGGCUCUGAUUCCUUGGAUCACGGCAAAUCGUCGGAUCAGCUGUGAUGCGGCAAGGCACAAGUACCAACUUGAUCGACGCCCGAAUACCAGUGGCGGCUGUAUUGCAGCCGUUAUGGUGCUUAGGAAUGGUCUCGUACGUGUGAGCUGUGGACUGCGCAAGCGUUGAAAAAUCAUUUGCGAUGCACGAUUAGCGAAGGCGUGACACUAUUGUCCUCGAACUGUGUUUUCUUCGAAGCGGUGCAUUUGGCUUGAUGCACGGAAAACAGUUCUCUAUUGGUUAGUUUGUUGAUUCCACACAAAGAUCAUAUGGUUAGUGUGCCGGUUUUACACACGGAUCGCGUGUGACGCAUGCGUCCUAGGAUUGUUUUGUAACAGCUCGACAGAUGUUGAGGAGAACUCUUCCGGUAUUGUGUGUGCGGCCAUCAGGUGUGGUAACUGUUCGUCAAAGCUCGACGCUAUCAUCACUUGAGACCUGUCUGCUCAUGUCUGUAGUGCAACGAGCAGUCAGCAGUCCCCGUACAUGCCGUGCUGGUGACGUGUUUUUCGGUCUCCUGAGGACUUUGGGCUCUAGAAAUAAGUACUAUACAAGAGUGAUGGCAUACCCAUGACGCGGGACGAAGCACAGUCGACUGUCAGCCUGAAAAGAUUCCGAGGACAGGUUCGCA